This is a messenger RNA of Musa acuminata AAA Group (dessert banana), 2512 nucleotides long. Its product is annotated as heavy metal-associated isoprenylated plant protein 7-like. Lineage: Eukaryota; Viridiplantae; Streptophyta; Magnoliopsida; Zingiberales; Musaceae. Gene Ontology annotation, molecular function: metal ion binding. The transcript has 6 exons. The record is from RefSeq and is a predicted model, not a curated record. Bases 1234 to 2397 code for a protein of 387 amino acids.
UAGUAAAUUGACUUUGACAUCUCAGAUUGAAUGAGAACUUGAUCAGUGGAUCCGGUGAAAAUUGACUUGAAAUAUUUUUGUAGGGAGAUUUUGGUGUGACCCAGUCAUCAUCAGGCACCUGCUUCCUCUGAUUGAUUGUUAAUGGAGCCGAUGAUGUUUCUACGGACAAACCCAUGCGACCGGCCCCCAUCACGCAGAUAAGUAAUAUAUUAGCCAUCGCAUUCCAUCAUUGUUUGCCGGUGCCAUCUGCUGUGCCUCGAGGACCUUUUGCCCCAGCCAGGAUUCACAUAGUGAUGAUACAUACAGCGACCUCGCUGCACUUGUACCAUCCUAAUGGGUCACUAUUGUUGUGUUAUGCUUGUACCAUCCCACGUUCGUGCUUCGAUAGCUCAACCAUAUAUUCGCUCUUCACCUAUUUUAUUUUCUCUCUUUGCAGGUCUUGUGAGAUCACAAAAGGUUAAAGGUUGACCUCCACAUGCCCGGUCUUAAUAGAACGGCGAAUAAUACCCGUAUUAGGUUGAUCAUGCAGCCGCACCCAUCAAAUCGUAUGCGUUGCCUCACCAGCAAAUGUUACGCGACGUACUCAUCCUCGAAGUUAUCUUCUUGGAAUUGAAUGUUGCAUCGAGAUAUGAAGAUUGCAUGUGCAUAUAGAGCAAAAGAUUUUGCUUUGAUGGGCACUUUUGAAUCCGAUUUGCCAUGUGGAUCAGCGGAGUUAGAUCGAUGCCUCACGGUGGCCCCGAGCAUUGGAUUCCUCCAUGCAAGUACGAGGGAGGGGACGAAGCUCCAUGCACCGCCGUCCACCCACCCAUGUCCUCGAUGAGCAAGCAGAUUAAUCGGGAAACAUAUGCGUUCGUCUCUGGAUCAUCAACCGAGAAGGGAGAACUGUUGUAGGAUUUGGAUCAUCAGAAAGGCUCGGUGACUUCAGAUCGGAGGAAAUGGCUCCGUUGAAGCGGAAAAGAUAAAGCUCCGUUCCCGAGGAGCAGCGCGGCAGAAGAGGACAGGGAGGAGGGGGGAGGAAUUUGGAAGCAAAGCUGAAGACGACGAAGCUCUUGGCUGCGUGAGACGUGCCAGUCCGCACGCUUCGCACGUGCAUUCUCUGCCACGUCCGCCAGGCCUUGUCCCUACAACCGCGUCUCCUCCAUGGCCUCUGCUACUUACUGCGACUGAGGGAGACGAAGGAGAGAGCGGGAGCGCUGCUUGCCGGCUUUGCUUCGUUCGCGAGCGUCGAGCGACAUGGGAGAGGAGGAGAAGAAGCCGGAGAAGGAAGGGAAGAAAGAGCCGCCGCCGCCGCCGCCGGCUGCUGCGGCAGAGGAGGAGAAGGAGAAGAAGGAUGGAGGUGGCGGCGACGGAGGCGAGGGGGAGAAGAAAGAGGGAGAGAAGAAGGAGAGCGAGAAGGCGGCCGAGAAUCCACCGCCUCCGCCACCGCCGCCGCCGGAGGAAGUGGUGAUGAAGGUCUACAUGCAUUGCGAGGGGUGUGCCAGGAAGGUGCGCCGAUGCCUCAGAGGCUUCCAAGGCGUGGAGGAGGUGGUGGCGGACAGCCGGACGCACCGGGUGGUGGUGAAGGGGAGGAAGGCGGCGGAGGAUCCCAUGAAGGUGGUGGAGAGGGUGCAGAAGAAGAGCGGGCGGAAAGUGGAGCUGUUGAGUCCCAUUCCACCUGCGAAACCGGAAAAGGAGGAGAAGAAAGAGGAGAAGCCCAAGGCAGAGGAGAAGAAAGAGCCGCAGGUGAUCAUUGUCGUGCUCAGAGUCUACAUGCAUUGCGAGGCCUGCGCCCAAGAGAUCAAGAAAAGGAUCCUAAGAAUGAAAGGGGUGCAGACGGCGGAACCGGACCUGAAGAGCUUGGAGGUCACGGUGAAAGGCGCGUUCGACCCGGCGAGCCUGGUGGCGUACGUGCACAAGCGGACGGGGAAGCACGCGGCGGUGGUGAAGCAGGAGCCGGUGGAGAAGAAGCCGGAGGAGCCAGAGAAGGCCAAGGCCGAGGAGCCGCCACCAGCUGAGGCGGCGGGAAAGGACGAGAAGAAGUCCAGUGGUGGAGAGAAGAACGAGAAGGAGAAGAAGGGUGGGGAGAACAAGGAGGAAGAGAAGAAGAAGGAGGAGGGCGGAGGGGAGGACUCGAAGAAGGACGGCACCGUCGCAGCGGAGCAGGAGAACGGGGACAAGAAGAAGGAGGAGCAGGAGGAGAAGAAGGAGGCCAACGGCGGCGGCGGAGGAGUAGGGCAAGGGGCGACGGAGGUUCCGGCUGCCGUCGUGGCCGUGGCGGCGACGGCGAUCGACGGCGGCGGAGCGGGUAAGCCGAAGAGGAACGAGUUCUAUUACUACUACCCGCGCUACCCCGUGGAGUACGCUUACCCGCCGCAGAUCUUUAGCGACGAGAAUCCUAAUGCAUGCGCUGUCAUGUGAUCAAAGGUUUGUGGAUGGGGAAGCAUAACAUUCCAUGUGUAUUUUUCUUCUCCAUUCCCCUAUGAAAAAUAUAUAUAUUAUAUAAAUAUUCCUAAUAAGAUGUUGUCAUCUCUAA